This is a messenger RNA of Helianthus annuus (common sunflower), 1512 nucleotides long. RefSeq lists its product as uncharacterized. Lineage: Eukaryota; Viridiplantae; Streptophyta; Magnoliopsida; Asterales; Asteraceae. Bases 266 to 700 code for a protein of 144 amino acids. The record is from RefSeq and is a predicted model, not a curated record. The transcript is spliced from 4 exons.
GGCUUUGUGUGAAGCGUGUUCGUCCUUCCCAGAUAUUCAUGAAAUAAAAAGUUUCAUAGACAAAUACAAAUCUGUAUACGUAGAUACAGUGGAUAUCGAGGAACAAAUUGCACAAACUGACUGGACCCAAUUUGUUGAAGAAAAUAUCGGAGAGAUUAUUGCAAAGGUCGACUGCAUUGGUCAGAAAAGGACAAAAAGAGACAACACAGAGCCGAGCUUCAGACUUGGCAUUAGCUCACAAGAAUUGGAGGACGAGCCAACUCGUAUGUGUGAACCAGUUGAAGUCAACGAACCGAUGACAGAUGAAGAGCAGCUAGUUUGGAUGUACAUGUUGGAGAUCGAUAAAGAAAAAAAUGCUGCAGAUAAGAAAAAAUCACCAAAGAAAGAGUUACCGAAAACAAAAUCAAAGGGAGUGUACAUAAUAGAUGACGAACAAGAACAAAUGGAAGCAAAAAUAGCAGAGGCCAAUAUGAAUGCAGAAGGGUCAGAAGUACAUACAUCAUUUUUCAAAGAGAUUUUCGAAACGGGAUAUGGAUUACAAUCAAAGGCAUACCUGAUGACACACAUGAUACCGGGAAAACAAGUGUAUGGAAACACUAUAGACUGUUGGGCAGCUGUGCUAAACUAUCAGGAAAGAUAUAAACCGGAACGCCUAGACGUCUAUUUUGCUACUCAUCGACAGUUAUUCCGUGGAUGCUAACUAGUAUAAAAACGAUGGAGUCAAGGUCGAGAGCUUUUAAAAACAAUUUGCUUGCAGUGGUAGACGGUUAGCUAGACAAAAUGGAUCUCACGUCAUAUGACAUCAUCAUUUUGCCUAUGUUUAAACACCACCAUUUUUACCUGGUGUGCUUUGACAUGAAUUGUCCAGCUAUUGAAGUCAUUGACAAUAUGCACAAGGAAAAUUAUUGGGUUUUAUUGAAGGACAAUCCCAAAUUUCUAUCAAAAGGGACGCAGUGUAAAGUUAGGCACAUAUUUUCUACUUACUUGAAAGAAGUGAAACACCCAAAGGCCCUAUUUAUACCACAUGUAGCCCUGAGACGAAGAGUGAUUGGCUGGGGAACAAGGGAAAAUUUCACAGAUUGUGGAAUAUUUGCCAUUGUGGAAUAUUUGCCAUGAGGCACAUGGAGGCCUACGCUGCAAGUAACAAGCCACUUAAUUGCGGGUUCAACAAGAAAGAAUCGGAACAACAAGAACAAAUAAAAAAUUUAAGAAUGAAGUAUGCUGCGAAGAUACUGCUUUCAGAUGCGAAUCUUCUCAAACGAAAGGUGAUUGAAGAUGCGAGGAAAGUAGCGAACAAAAAGAAAGUCGCAUAAUAGUUACGGUCAUAAACACUUUAUUUUGUUGGUUACAAACCACUAAUGUUCGUGUGUAAUAAGUCGUUAGACCUUACUUUUGGUGUUUAGAUCACGGUAAACUGUCGAACGACUUGAGUGUUUAGCAUGUGUGGCUGCACCCGUUAGAAUACGUAGUGAUAUAUAUGUCUAUGGUUCAUACAAUGCAUGUGGUUUAUUA